AGAAUUAACAGGUGUCAAGAAGAGAAGCAGAGUGAUCAACAUCUAUUUGGUCAGCGUAGAGCAUAAGGAUUGUCGAUGUUCUGCUCCUAGCUUAUGGCUCGAUGAAUAACUUUGAAGAAAACAAUAGUAUUCUGUCUAACUAGUGUCCUUCUUUUUGGGCUCUCGGUGCUGGUGUAUGGACAUCUGACCCAACCCUCAGCGAUAAGGAGUUUUCCUAAACAAUUCAGACAGCAUGGAGGACAGUGAGGGGAGUGCAAAUGGUCGAACCAAGAUGCUUCCGCAAACAUUGGUCCUUGACCAUGUGUCUCCAGCCACUCGGCUGCUGGAGAAGCGGCGCCAAAUGUUCGAGGUGCAAGAGGCUUUGGAAGCGCAGAAACUUGAUUUCAACCGGAAGGAGGAAGUCUUCAAGCGGAGAGAGGAGGCUUUAAAGCUUAAGGACCUUGAGUUACAGGAGUCGCUCAUUCGGUUCAGUAAAUUCCUCCAGGAGAACGAUUCCAAGCGUGCACGGGCGGAGAAAAAGGCAGCGGAUGAAAUCAAAGCGAGACUACAAAAGGAGAAGGAAAUUGAGCAACUUACGGAUGUCUUGGAAGAGCUCAAAGCAGAAAAAGAGCGAAUCCUGGAGGUCCUUGAAAAGAACAUGCGGUAUCAGCAGUACCUGGAAUCCGUGUUGGAGGUGGCGGACGAGUAUCAGGAGGUGUCGGACCUGCUGCUGCGCCACGCCACUCUGUCCGCCACCAACGCCGACCUGAAGGACCACCAGCGGCGCUGCAGCGAGCUGGCGGAGAAGGUGCGCACGGAGCUGCAGAUCUACGUGAAGCAGAAGACGGAUGAGAUCCUCAACCUCAAUAACCAGGUUGCAAAGCUCAAGACGGAGCUGGAGGGCUACGAGGCGGAGGCCCUGGUUCAAGAAGCUAAAAAGGACUCGAGCUUGCAGAUCGCCAGCCAGCGCACUCUGGAGUACGGUCAGGUGGUGCUGUCCGCGGACAACAUCUUCAACCGCUGCCGCUCCAAGAGCUCCAUCGGUCACCCCGCGGAGUCCAAUCCGCUGCACCAAUUGGAUGUCAUCGGCAACUUCGUGUCCGACCUGGGGGUCAUCAUAAAGCAGUACAGGCUGGAGCAGGCCAAGCGCACACAAACGAGAACAGAGGAGUAGCGUGGGAGCCCCCGGGUCCGUGAAAAAAAUCCUUGUGGCUGUGGUGGUGGUGGUGAUGAUGCUGCGGGGCUGUUGUCGUGGGCGUAGGCGCCCGAUGGGUUCGGUUCGGUUUGCUACGAAGGGAUGUAUGGCAUCAUGUGUGGCGGAUUGGGUAUGGCGGCGGCGUGUAUUCGGGCUGAGGAUGUGAGCGGGGCACUGGGAGGGCGGUAAAACCGGCAGAACGCACCGAAACUACAGGUGCCACGAGAAGACACGGGAACGAACACCUUGAAGUUACCUAAAUGUGUGGUGGUAGUUCUGGUGGUGGUGAGCGCAAGCGUUGCUGGAACUUCCCACCGCCAGUUUGGAGCAGGUGUGCGAUGAGUGCACUAACACCGCUAGGUUUUGUAGGCAUUAGCAAAUUAAUUAGUACUUGGAUGAAUGACAUGGGAGGAAAGGGGCAGAUCACGGGGAUUUAACGGUGCAUACGCUCUAGGCGAUCGAGCAAACAGCGCACGCUUGUGCGAACGUGUGGAGGGUAGGUAUGUGGCUGCCCCACUUGCGAGAUCACCGUCGUGAGACCCGUGACGGGAGUCUGUGGGGAGUAGAGUCUGUGUGCCGGACGCAUGCUUAAUGACGGAACCAACCAGUGCAACUGCAACUGGUUUGCCGCUAGGCGUUACAUGUAUUUCUAUCGUUU
Messenger RNA from Volvox carteri f. nagariensis, 1832 nucleotides. RefSeq lists its product as uncharacterized. Lineage: Eukaryota; Viridiplantae; Chlorophyta; Chlorophyceae; Chlamydomonadales; Volvocaceae. The record is from RefSeq and is a predicted model, not a curated record. The coding region runs from base 233 to 1153 and encodes 306 amino acids. The transcript is spliced from 5 exons.